Messenger RNA from Tetrahymena thermophila SB210, 606 nucleotides. RefSeq names its product phage head-tail adaptor family protein, putative. Gene Ontology annotation, molecular function: calcium ion binding. The record is from RefSeq and is a predicted model, not a curated record. The transcript has 3 exons. Lineage: Eukaryota; Ciliophora; Oligohymenophorea; Hymenostomatida; Tetrahymenidae.
AUGUAUACGUUAACAGUUCUACUGAAUAGUCUGAUAAAAUUAAGGAACUUAUCAAAAAUCUUUGAACAUGAAAGAGUAACAAUUAGAGAUGUCUUUGUUGCAGUUGAUGAACUUGGUGACAAUAAUGGUACUAUAUCUAUAAAUGAAUUCUAGUCAUUUGUUAGAAGAUUUGGUAUGGAGUUUAGUAGAGAAAGAGUUAAUGAAAUUUUUGCACAUAUUAAAAAUAAAAAAUAAAAGCCAGGUAGAAUUGAAAAAACAGAUGAUAUGAAUUUAAAUAUAGAAGAGUUCGAAAAAGCAUUUGAAUAUGUUAAAGAUAAGAAAACUUCUAUGUCUCUCGAAAAGUUAGGCGUAUCACCUGCACUUCUUUUUAUCACACUUGCUACAAGUGUACUAAUUCUAAUACUUUUAUUUGUAUUUAUAUUCUUUGGUAUUAAUGCUUUUGCUAUGGGAGGAACAUUUGGCUCUAUUAAAAACUCUCUUAUUCCAAUGAUUGCUACUGGAGGAUAUGUAGGAUCACAAGAAAAUAUAAAAGAUAAAUUAAAAGAAGAAGAAAUUUCUAAUGCUAUUUAUGAAACUCAAGCUAUCAUUCAUUCUGAAAAUAUAUGA